Mycena citricolor is the source of this 3886-nucleotide messenger RNA. The record is from the annotation of a GenBank genome assembly. Lineage: Eukaryota; Fungi; Basidiomycota; Agaricomycetes; Agaricales; Mycenaceae.
ACUGCUAGGUACUCAGUUUGUUCUUGUCAUCACCUCUCUGCUCUGAAACCGGUGGGGUUUUCGAGAUGGACGGACCUUUGAAUGAACUGGCGAAACUUGAGCAACUGAGUACUGAAGGAUCCGGUGGAAAAGGAAAGACUGUAUCGGUGAUCGAAUCCCUGGACUCACUCCUGGAAACGCUGCGGGCAACAAAGGCAGAACUGGAGCGCGGUUCCGCCUCCCAAACGCUCCCUCUCCAAGUGCUUCAAGCUGUGGAAGCAGGGAAGAAACAGGUCGAAGCUCGCCAGAAGGAAGUGAACGCGUCGAUCUCGCGACUGGGGAAGGCUUUGGACAAGAAAUUCCCCUCCAGCCUUCCGUCAUACCCGAAUCUCUUCGAUUCUGCGACAUCAAAGGCUGCCUUGGAACGUACUAUUGCUCUGCAUCUCCUGAGGACUGGUCAAUUCGACACUGCAGCAACUUUUAUGGUGGAAUCUAGUGUUGACAUUUCAGCGGAGCUGAAAGCCCAAUUUAUCGACUUGCAUGGCAUUCUCCAAGCCCUACGAAAUCUAGAUAUUGGACCUGCGCUCAGCUGGGCGACUAAAAAUCAAGCAUUUCUUCAGGAUCGCGCGUCUCCACUCGAAUUCCACCUACACCGGUCUCAAUACAUCCGACUGAUGCUAAGCACGCAUCCUCCCAAUCCUAUACAAGCCAUCAACUAUGCAAGAGAAGUCAUGGGGCCAUUCUUUGAAGAUAACAAGGAAGAGUUCCAGCGCCUUCUUACUUGUGUUGCCUAUCUACCGUUGGCGAAACUCCAAACGUCACCCUACUCAGAUCUGGCCUCACCCUCAUUACAUUUUGAUCUGGAGCCCCUUUUUGCCAAGGAGUACUGUGCCAGUCUCGGGAUGAGUCGCCAAGUUCCUCUGCGUGUUGUAGGGGACAUUGGUGGAGGCGGUGCUCUAGCGAGGAUCGAGAAAGGGCGGAAGAUUAUGCGGGAAAGCAAGAGCGAAUGGAGCCAGGUGGAUGAGCUCCCGAUUGAAAUCCCUCUAUCAGCAGAAAAUCGCUAUCAUUCGAUAUUUACGUGUCCGGUCUCGAAAGAGCAGUCGUCGGACUCGAAUCCUCCGAUGAUGAUGCCUUGCGGCCAUGUUGUUUCUCGAGACAGUCUCCAGAAGCUCAGCAAGCCAGUUGGAGGGUUCGACCCAAUUGAGCGACGAGUGAAGUGCCCAUAUUGUCCUGCCGAGUCAACACAAGGCUCAGCCUUGCGUGUGUAUUUUUAAUCGGAAGAUCGGUGUGAUUUGUACUACAUACAAUCAGUGGCGUGUUAGGGAUACAGUUGGAGAGGUUUCGCGUGAAAUAGGUGUCGCAAAGAGCAGGGGCAUCGCAACGGGUCAGUAAGUCGUAAGUAAGGUAAUAAGUAAACGGCGGUGUCUAGGCGGGCCGCCAGUCAGAGUCCAGACCACCCACCCAUGGCACCAGCAGUGAGCUGCCCGGACUUCGAGACCGGGGAAGAGAGUCCUGGGGAUCGCGUGAGCGGGAUCGUGAGCCAAAUGCGCUCAGCGGAGGACUGAGUGAGCCCUGCACAGAAUCAGAGCGUUGCAGCGCACGUGAUCUGGCUGGGAGAGUGUCUGAGAGACCCACAACGGAUGAGCCAGACGACAGCGAAAGAUUGAGACGGGAGUGGAAUGACCCAUGCUCAGACGGAGGGCCCUGGGUGUCGUGAUACUUGGCUACACGUGACUCUCCAAAGGUGAAUCUGUGCCCAGGUCCUGCAUUCGACUGGACACCUCCCAGUUGUCUCCACGAGCCAUUAGCACCGGGAGGUGCAUCAUCUAGAGUAGGGUGCACCAGUCGCACACCACCACCGAAAGCGGAAGCGGGAAGAGGGACCACAGUUAAAUUGGAACUGCCGAAAGUGCCGAGUUGGUCAUGUGAUGGGGGUCUGCUGAAUCCAUGCUCAAACUUGUCCCAGCUGCUGAUGCUGCCAUGAUCUUCCAAACCGGGUGGCCCGUGCGCAUAGGCACGCUGCCUCAUAGGCGAGUUUCCUGUUGCAGGCGUUGUAGCCAUGGUCGUGUGCGACUGCCGUUCUGUCAAAGACGAGGCCGGAUCAGAUGUGGGAUCAGAACUCGAGGACAAUGAAUGCUGAGACGAGGACGUGAAUUCCGCCAAUGCAGGGGGCGCUGGUACGUCCAAUGGAUCCAAGUUCUCAGCGGCAGGCGUCGAUGGACUCCGAAUGGAACGAUCUCGAGAGCUCAGAGUUUCUAGAGCAUCGGUGUAGACAGUUCCUCCGCUCUUCGCACUGCCCGUGGUGCCAUCAGAGCUCAUACCGCUGAGGCCACUUACAGGCCGAGAGGCAGCAGCGGAUCCAGCCAACGGCCGGGGAAUGACAGCACCACCCAAGAGCGGCAAGACGGACCGACUGCCAAAUUCACGCAUCUCGUUCUUGGGCACAGUCACCAGUUUAGGUGGUGCGCCAAUUGGGGAAGGUGACGACAGCGGCGACAACGAAUUGGAGGGGGAGUGACGACCAGCAUCGAACAGGAGCAGGCCACCCUCUUCCGCGUCCCUUGUUCGUUCAUCUCGAUUCCACGAAAAGCGGGGGAUCCACGAUCGACGGCGUUCCUUGCCUUUGACCCCUGAGUCCGCUUUCGAAAUAACUCUGGGAGAAACAGCCACACGACGGGCAAUAACGACUUGCCCAACUUCAUCCCCCAGCUCAGGCUCACUGUCCUCCGAGCCCCGGGGCAGAACCUCUUCCUCAGUAAGCACAGCAAGCUGAGAGGGAGACAAUAUCCGCCGACUAGUAAUUGCGUUUGUCUCGGCUGGUACGAUCGGUUGAAGCUGACCCGGCGGGGCAUCGAACGGGUUCGCGCCAUCUUCCUGAGGAGUGAAAGACAACGAAGGAUGCGCGAGCACGUCACCGUAUCCGGAAAUGUUGGUUCCUGAGCUAGUAGAGCUAAAGCCCGUGCCUCGGGAGGAAGCCGAGUUACGGUUCACAUCGGUAGGUGGGCUAGGAUGAGGGUUGGGUAGAGACGUCAAGAAGGGAUCCGCUUCAGUGGCUCCUUGUCCUGGUUCUGUGCGCUGUCUCGGCGAAGUCGGAGACGGAACCAUCAGCCAGUCCACAUCAUACUCGUCCGUGGACCCCGUAGCGGGAGUGACCAUUGUAAACCGAGUACGAGGUCGAGGUUUGCGCCGGCGCCGUUGCACAAGCGAGCUAUGAUGGCUGGAGAACGAGCCUCUUCGCGCCGGAAACGCGCGCAUAACCAGAUGGCCAACAGAACGAUCACCAUCAGGCUCAGUAUACCGCCAAUGAUGAUUCCGGCCAGUUGUCCAUGAUUGAGGGAAAGAUGCGAGGUAGAGUGUCCAUUAGACGGAGAGGCGGAGGUGGAGGAUAGUGGUAUGAUAGUUGAAGUGGAGGAUGCGGAGAGUGGGAUGCUUGUGGACGGAGCAAUUGGAGAAGUCGAAGAAGGUAGCGCUGGGGAAGAAAAGAGAGAUGGACUUGAAGGGAUAGAUGAGGUAAUCGUAGAUGUAGGCGUCACAGAUGUUGAUGAAAUAGAGGACGUGGUCGGAGUGGUUGCAGGGCGUGUAGUCGCCGUGGUCGUGGGUGCGGGACUGGUCAAUCCUCCAUACGUCCAAUCAGUUCCAAGUGGUAUGCUGGGACCGUAAUAGGUCAGUGGCAAGUACACCAGAGUCGUCUCUGUGGUUCGUGGCAACGUGAUUGUCGUGUAGGAAAGCCAUGCGGGGAGUUCCUGAGUUGGUGCGGUCAUAUUUCAAUGCGUGCCUUGGAUAGGCGUAGGUUUUUAGUUUCGAAAAAUAGCAGCGUAGAGCGAAAAGACAGAGAGUGGCGGAGGAAUAGAAGAAAAGGUGUGCGGAUAGGUAGAUGGGGGAUCAGAAAGGGUGGGGCACAGUCUUU